This is a messenger RNA of Dendrobium catenatum, 414 nucleotides long. RefSeq lists its product as uncharacterized. Lineage: Eukaryota; Viridiplantae; Streptophyta; Magnoliopsida; Asparagales; Orchidaceae. Gene Ontology annotation, molecular function: pyridoxal phosphate binding. The record is from RefSeq and is a predicted model, not a curated record. The coding region runs from base 1 to 414 and encodes 137 amino acids. The transcript has 2 exons. Gene Ontology annotation, cellular component: intracellular anatomical structure.
AUGGCUUGUCCAGCCAUGGAAAGUGCAGCUGCAACGGCACUCCGCUCGGUGCUUUCAAGGGUACACGUGGCAGCGGAGAGAUCCGGUCGAUCAUCGGAGCAGGUGAGGAUCGUGGCUGUGAGCAAGACGAAGUCCGUCUCCGUCAUCCAGCAGGCCUACGAAGCUGGCCAUCGUGUCUUCGGGGAGAAUUAUGUUCAGGAGCUUGUCGAGAAGUGUCCCCAGAGCACUGUAGCAAUUUAUACAUAUUUCUUCAUCAACAUCGCUCCACAGCAGCUUGUUCCCGAUAGCAUUGACAGUGUUAUUUUUUGGGAUGAAUCAAUUUCUUUUCUCCUUAGGAGAUUGUCCUUGUCCAUUGCGGCUGCAGAGCUUGGUCAUCAACCAAGGAGCUUCUCCUCGGACAUCCUCUUCCAUUAG